AUGGUGAUGAGCCUUCGUGUUUCAGAGCUACAAGUGUUACUAGGCUACGCAGGACGCAACAAGCACGGCCGCAAACACGAACUGCUGACCAAAGCCCUACACCUCCUCAAGGCCGGCUGCAGCCCCGCUAUCCAGAUGAAGGUGAAGGAGCUCUACAGACGCCGCUUCCCCACCAAGAUGGUGUCUCCGGUGGACCUGGCCCUGCCCAGUGUCCACUCCACCCUGCCUGGAGGCCUCACCUCGCUGGGGUUUGACAGCCACGGGUCCCCCUCGCCCCUCUCCCUGCUGGGGCCCAAACACGAGCUGGGCCUGCCCCACCUUCCCUCCUCCCUGCACCCCGUACACUCUGACGUCAAGCUGCAGAGACUUACCUCCACCCUGCACCCCGUACAUCCUGACGUCAAGCUGCAGAGACUUCCCUUUUACGACAUGCUGGAUGAGCUCAUCAAACCCACCAGCCUGGGUGAGUAGUCUGGUCCAUGGAUGUCUGUCUGUUAGUUAGGCCAUCACAGGGUUGGCUUCUCAUGGAUGUCUGUCUGUUAGUUAGGCCAUCACAGGGUUGGCUUCUCAUGGAUGUCUGUCUGUUAGUUAGGCCAUCACAGGGUUGGCUUCUCAUGGAUGUCUGUCUGUUAGUUAGGCCAUCACAGGGUUGGCUUCUCAUGGAUGUCUGUCUGUUAGUUAGGCCAUCACAGGGUUGGCUUCUCAUGGAUGUCUGUCUGUUAGUUUAGGCCAUCACAAGGGUUGGCUUCUCAUGGAUGUCUGUCUGUUAGUUAGGCCAUCACAGGGUUGGCUUCUCAUGGAUGUCUGUCUGUUAGUUAGGCCAUCACAGGGUUGGCUUCUCAUGGAUGUCUGUCUGUUAGUUAGGCCAUCACAGGGUUGGCUUCUCAUGGAAGAAGGUGGAUUAUCCACACAGUCUGUGAUAGAAUUCAACAGUAUCUUUCUUUAAUCACUUUACCUUUUGUACUCUGCACCUGCAGGUUAGUGGAUGUACUUCUAAAUGUGCUUCUCGUGAACCCACAUGAGAAUUGUAAUGUCGUUGUCUGUCUUGUUGAGCGGGGUAUGGUGACUAUUCAUCCUGUCGUUGUCUGUCUUGUUGAGCGGGGUAUGGUGACUAUUCAUCCUGUCGUUGUCUGUCUUGUUGAGCGGGGUAUGGUGACUAUUCAUCCUGUCGUUGUCUGUCUUGUUGAGCGGGGUAUGGUGACUAUUCAUCCUGUCGUUGUCUGUCUUGUUGAGCGGGGUAUGGUGACUAUUCAUCCUGUCGUUGUCUGUCUUGUUGAGCGGGGGUAUGGUGACUAUUCAUCCUGUCGUUGUCCUGUCUUGUUGAGCGGGGUAUGGUGACUAUUCAUCCUGUCGUUGUCUGUCUUGUUGAGCGGGGUAUGGUGACUAUUUCAUCCUGUCGUUGUCCUGUCUUGUUGGGAGCGGGGUAUGGUGACUAUUCAUCCUGUCGUUGUCUGUCUUGUUGAGCGGGGUAUGGUGACUAUUCAUCCUGGUCGUUGUCUGUCUUGUUGAGCGGGGGUAAUGGUGACUAUUCAUCCUGUCGUUGUCUGUCCUUGUUGAGCGGGGUCUGGUGACUAUUCAUCCUGUCGUUGUCUGUCUUGUUUGAGCGGGGUAUGGGUGACUAUUCAUCCUGGUCGUUGUCUGUCUUGUUGAGCGGGGUAUGGUGACUAUUCAUCCUGUCGUUGUCUGUCUUGUGAGCGGGGUAUGGUGACUAUUCAUCCUGUUGUUGUCUGUCUGUUGAGCGGGGUAUGGUGACUAUUCAUCCUGUCGUUGUCUGUCUUGUUGAGCGGGGUAUGGUGACUAUCAUCCUGUCGUUGUCUGUCUUGUUGAGCGGGGUAUGGUGACUAUUCAUCCUGUCGUUGUCUGUCUUGUUGAGCGGGGUAUGGUGACUAUUCAUCCUGUCGUUGUCUGUCUUGUUGAGCGGGGUAUGGUGACUAUUCAUCCUGUCGUUGUCUGUCUUGUUGAGCGUGUAUGGUGACUAUUCAUCUGUCGUUGUCUGUCUUGUUGAGCGGGUAUGGUGACUAUUCAUCCUGUCGUUGUCUGUCUUGUUGAGCGGGGUAUGGUACUAUUCAUCCUGUCGUUGUCUGUCUUGUUGAGCGGGGUUUUGGUGACUAUUCAUCCUGUCGUUGUCUGUCUUGUUGAGCGGGGUAUGGUGACUAUUCAUCCUGUCGUUGUCUGUCUUGUUGAGCGGGGUAUGGUGACUAUUCAUCCUCUCUUUGUGUUCUUUUGUCCACAGCCUCAGACAACAGUCAGCGGUUUCAGGAGACGUGUUAUGCCUUUGCAUUGACACCUCAGCAGGUCCAGCAGAUCAGCAGCUCCAUGUAAGACUGAGGGGAGGGGAGGAGAGUGUAGGGGGGGAGAGUAGAGGGGGAGAAGGGGAGGAGAGUGUAGGGGAGGAGAGUAGAGAGGGGAGGGGAGGUGGAGGGGAGGGGAGGUGGAGGGGAGGAGAGGUGGAGGGGAGGAGAGUAGAGGGGGAGAAGGGGAGGAGAGUAGAGGGGGAGAGGGGAGGGGAGGUGGAGGGGAGAGAAUAACUAAGGACUGACUGCUGUACAUGAUGCCCCUAUCUAAACCAAUAAAACACACAGAACCACUGAGCAUGUCUGUCUUUACGAUAUCUCCCUCAGAAACAGGAUGUGACGUUUCAAUUCAUAUUCGCACUAGGCGUAAUGUUCGUUAUGCAAAGGAACAUAGACAUGGAAAAAAUACAGUUUAUAAACUGCAAAUCGAUCCACGUGAGGCAAUUGCGAGUUGCAGUAUUUGAAACAUGCAUUGGAUAAUGGUAUAAUACCUUCCCGUCUACUUGAAAGUUAUGUUUAUUUUGCUCACUGCUCCUUGCUUGACUUCUCACCUAAACCUCCUGUCUGGCUGGCUGGCUGGCUGGCUGGCUGUCUGUCUGUCUGUCUGUCUGUCUGUCUGUCUGUCUGUCUGUCUGUCUGUCUGUCUGUCUGUCUGUCUGUCUGUCUGUCUGUCCUGUCUGUCCUGUCUGUCCUGUCUGUCCUGUCUGUCCUAUCUAUCUAUCUAUCUAUAGGGACAUCUCUGGGACCAAGUGUGACUUUGCGGUCCAGGUUCAGUUAAGGUAAGGAUCCUGUGGUGUUCUAGCCUGUUCUGUAUUUAUUUCACCUCUAUUCACUGUAUGACUUGUAUUCACUGUAGGACUUGUAUUCACAGUAUGACUUGUAUUCACAGUAUGGCUUGUAUUCACUGUAUGACUUGUUCACCAAGUAAAGUAGAGAAAUGCCUGCGCUACUAAACGUCUUUAUGAGAUGGAGGCUCAUCUAGGUAGUCAAUAUGACCACUGACUGACUAUUGUCUAUUACUGGGUCUGUCAUUUUGAAUUGGUUAUUGGAUUUGUCAUUCAUAUUGAUCUCUGGUAUUGGUUAUUGAUCUCUGUAUGUUCUCUCCCAGGUUUUGUUUAUCAGAGACGAGCUGUCCCCAGGAGGAUCAUUUCCCAUCCAACCUGUGUGUGAAAGUUAACAACAAGCCCUGCAACCUCCCGGUGAGUCUGUCUGACAGCAGACUGUUAACUACCACACAUUAAGCCAGUGUUUCCUGGCCCUGGGGACCUAAAGGAGUGCAUCCUGGUCCUGGGGACCUAAAGGGGUGCAUCCUGGUCCUGGGGACCUAAAGGGGUGCAUCCUGGUCCUGGGGACCUAAAGGGGUGCAUCCUGGUCCUGGGGACCUAAAGGGGUGCAUCCUGGUCCUGGGGACCUAAAGGGGUGAAUCCUGGUCCUGGGGACCUAAAGGGGUGAAUCCUGGUCCUGGGGACCUAAAGGGGUGAAUCCUGGUCCUGGGGACCUAAAGGGGUGAAUCCUGGCCCUGGGGACCUAAAGGGGUGCAUCCUGGUCCUGGGGACCUAAAGGGGUGCAUCCUGGUCCUGGGGACCUAAAGGGGUGCAUCCUGGUCCUGGGGACCUAAAGGGGUGAAUCCUGGUCCUGGGGACCUAAAGGGGUGCAUCCUGGUCCUGGGGACCUAAAGGGGUGCAUCCUGGUCCUGGGGACCUAAAGGGGUGCAUCCUGGUCCUGGGGACCUAAAGGGGUGCAUCCUGGUCCUGGGGACCUAAAGGGGUGCAUCCUGGCCCUGGGGACCUAAAGUCCAUUUUAGAAUAAGGCUGUAACGUAACAAAAUAAGGGAAAGGGUUCUGAAUACUUUCUGAAUGCGCUGUAUAUAUCACUGUUAGAACUGCAUACGCUCUUAUUCAAAGGGCUUUACAGUACAUACAUUUUUUGUAUGUUUGUGAUCCCUUCGAGAAUUGAACCCACAACCUUGGAGUUGCUAGCGCCAACUCAAACCAACUGACAUUGACCCUGUUGUCUCCUCUUCCUCCUCAGGGCUACCUUCCUCCAACCAAAAACGGAGUGGAACCCAAACGGCCGAGUCGCCCCAUCAACAUCACGUCACUGGUCAGACUGUCCACCACAGUGCCCAACACUAUCGUGGUGUCAUGGACCUCAGAGAUAGGCAG
Molecule: messenger RNA, 4459 nt
Organism: Coregonus sp. 'balchen'
Lineage: Eukaryota; Metazoa; Chordata; Actinopteri; Salmoniformes; Salmonidae
Source: the annotation of a GenBank genome assembly